This is a messenger RNA of Magnolia sinica, 1396 nucleotides long. Its product is annotated as GDSL esterase/lipase At1g28600-like. Lineage: Eukaryota; Viridiplantae; Streptophyta; Magnoliopsida; Magnoliales; Magnoliaceae. Gene Ontology annotation, molecular function: hydrolase activity, acting on ester bonds. Bases 58 to 1173 code for a protein of 371 amino acids. The transcript has 5 exons. The record is from RefSeq and is a predicted model, not a curated record.
ACAACCACGAUUAUCCUUAUUGACGCAAACAGAGGAUCCGUAUUUCCUUCCUCCAAAAUGGCCUUCUCCUCCUCACUUCUCUUCUUCAACCUCCGUCUCUUCAUCACCAUCUUCCUCUCUGUCUCCGGGACUGAUUCCCUAUCAGGCGAUUACACGUCCAUUUUCAGUUUCGGCGACUCUCACACCGACACUGGAAACUUCCUCUACAUCUUCAACUCUUCCAACGUCGGCAAUUUCCCCUAUGGAGAGACUUACUUCCACCAUCCAACUGGCCGAUGCUCUGAUGGACGUGUAGUCGUCGAUUUCAUUGCUCAAGCAUUUGGACUUCCAUUGCUGCCACCAUAUCUUGCAUGUUCGGAGGGUAAAGAUCUUCGGCAGGGAACGAAUUUUGCGGUAGCGGGGGCCACAGCGAUCGAUGCCGCCUUCUUCGAAGAGAGGAAGAUUAGAGGGGUGAUUGCGAACAUAUCUUUGGGAGAUCAGCUCUUGUGGUUCAAAGGACUGUUGCCUUCUCUUUGCCACUCACCAACAGGCUGCCACAAAUUCCUGAGAGGAUCUCUUUUUCUGGUCGGACAGAUUGGCAUGAAUGAUUACUUCUACCUGUUCAAUAAUGGAUCGAGCUUAGAAGUGAUCCGGACCUACGUUCCUCAAGUUGUCAGUACCAUUGGUUCCGCAGUCCAUACGCUGAUCGAACAUGGGGCCAUGACACUUGUGGUCCCAGGCGGUCCACCGAUGGGCUGCUUUGCCUUAACUCUCACAAUUGGAGCGAGCUUGAACAAGGAUGACUAUGACAAAGAAACUGGCUGUCUAAAGAGAUGGAAUGAGUUAGUUCAGUAUCACAACGAUCGACUGCAAAUAGAGCUGGACCGGAUGCGGGACCUCUACCCUCAUGCCGCCAUCAUCUACGCUGAUUAUUACAAUGCUGCAUUCCGUGCCUUCUGCUCUCCUCUCCAGUUCGGAUUUAGCAAGGGAGCACUCUCCGCAUGCUGCGGAGCGGGCGGGCCUUACAAUUACAACUCCUCUUUCGGGUGUGGUACCCAUGAAGCACGAGUCUGCAAGGACCCAUCGCUGUAUUUUAACUGGGAUGGCGGCCACCCGACAGAAGCUGGGCAUAGAUUGAUGGCAGACGCUGUAAUCAGUGGACCAUAUGACUUACUAGUGCAUGCCUGCCACUAGCAUCACCUCUUAAACAUCCUUAUUAGCAUACCAAGAGCUAGAGUUUCAGGGCAUCGGUGUAGCAUAUGGUAUCAUUGAUAUGUUACAUAAUGGUCAGUAUAAAUAUAUGUAGUUUGCAAAUAUGGUGAAUGUCUUGUAUGUGAUUGUGAUCGGUGGGCCGACACGAUGUUUAUGCCACAAGAGUGGAAAUAAAAGUUAUGGCUAUUAGCACUUAUUAUCCAAA